UUUAGCGGCGAGAAGCGAGGGAGAGGGCGUUAGUCUUAUCCUUGUCGUUUUUAUUCUUGCCAUGUUCUUAUUCUUCUCGCUCCUUGGAAAGUUGCUGAUAACUGGCGUACACCGCUCAUAGGAAGACUGGAAGACCGGAAAUUGCUCUGCGGUAGACCGGGAUAACGUUUGAACUCAGGAUCAUCCUCUCAGUCAAGUUAAUCAUCAGCAAGCAUACCGAAGACAACUGUCACCCCCGGAAGGCCGCCUGGCAGAGGGGUGGGGAUUUAACUUUCUAACGUCAGUAUCAAACAUCAGCAGCAUCGCUAAUGGUUACCUACAAUUAAGCUCAAAUCGGUAAGAAUGGAUUCGUCGUCAACAUUUGGAUUGUCCGACGAGACAUGCUUGGCAACCGUAAGAGGUCAGGAGCUGAGGUCUGGCCUGAAGGAGCCUAGGCUACUGUCGCUGAUUGAGCGCUCUGGAGACUUUAUACUGGGUGUUUUGGCCUGCCCUGACGCGGUCGUGUCGUGUCCUGUUCCUCAGUUAUCUAUACCCAUCAAUGCUAACUUCCAAAUAGUUCAGGAGGCUGAAGAGGCUCUUCUCAUUGACUUUCCCGGAGAUAGCUACCGUAGGUUACGUGUGCGAGGGGACAGGGCCCCAGAGCUGCUGCUGGAGCUCCAGAACGAUGAGCGCACUCGCACGUUCUUUACCCAGGUGAAGAGCGCAAAGGAACACGUUGACUCCAAAGCCUCAAGGACAUCCACAGCAAUGGAGCCCCACACUCCUCCACCCAGCAAGGGUCCCGCUCCCAUCCCACCGCAGAGAGCCAACAGACCCGCUACCUCAACUCUUCCUGGGGUAAACCCUCCCACGAUACCCACCGGUGCUCCCAGUGCCCCCGCGCCCAGCAUCAUCAACCACAGCACUUUAGCCAACCCGGCUGGACAUGGCGGCGGAGGGAACGUCGCUCAGUCCCUGGUGUCGGACUUUGGCUUUGAGGACACCUUCAACCGCGCCCUCAAGGUGGAGCAGAGCCACAACCACUCGCUCAAGGUGGAGGACAAGAAGAACCAACAGAACCGCCUGGUCGCCUCCCGAGAGCCUCCCCCCGUUCCCCCGCUCCCGCCCAGGAAGGCCUCCGUGGCCCCCUCCACCCCUCUGCCACCCCCGCCACCGGCUCCGCUGCCCAAGGACAGAGCGUCCUCCGGGCAGGGCAACAGCAACACCUUCAUCACGCCCGCCAAGCCAGAAUUUGAGCGUCUGGAAAGGUCCCCGUCGUGGAACAACAGCCCCACCAGCAACAACACCAUGCGGCAGGCCAUGAUCUCCAGCCAGGCGGGCCAGAGAGAGUACCUCAUCAAACACUGCCUGAGCAAGAAGGAGAAGGAGUACGUGGACAUCAAGAACUACAAGUUCUUCACCGGUACGUGGAAUGUGAACGGCCAGUCCCCGGACAGCAGCCUAGAGAGCUGGCUCUGUUGCGAUACAGAACCCCCAGACGUCUACGCCCUCGGUUUCCAGGAGCUUGAUCUGAGCACUGAGGCUUUCUUCUACUUGGACUCGUCCAAGGAGCACCUGUGGGCAGACGCUGUGGAGAGGAACCUUCAUCCCGACGCCAAGUAUGAAAGGGUCCGGAUCGUGCGCCUCGUGGGGAUGAUGCUGGUAGUCUUCGUCAACAAGAAGCACAAGAAUCAAAUUAAGGAAGUAGCGGCCGAGCAUGUCGGGACAGGCAUCAUGGGCAAAAUGGGGAACAAAGGAGGUGUAGCGGUGAGGUUUGUGUUCCACAACACCAGCUUCUGCUUCGUCAACUCCCACCUCGCCGCGCACGUGGAGGACAUUGAGCGCCGCAACCAGGACUACAAGGACAUCUGUGCCCGCAUGACCUUUCACCUGCUGGAUUACCCGCCGCUCAGCAUCGUCAAGCAUGAUGUGGUCAUCUGGCUCGGGGACUUGAACUACCGGCUUACUCUGAACGACGCCGCCGAAGUCAAACAGCUCAUCAUUCGCAACGAGCUGAAGAAGCUCCAGAAACAUGAUCAGCUCAACUUCCAGAGGCAGAACAACCAUGCCUUCACCGAUUUCAUGGAGGGAGAGAUUAACUUCAUCCCCACCUACAAGUAUGAUGCCAAAACGGAUCAAUGGGACUCCAGUGGGAAGUGCCGGGUGCCUGCCUGGUGUGACCGCAUCCUAUGGAGGGGGAAGGGAGUCGAGCAGCUCCAAUACCGCAGCCACAUGAAGCUGAAGACCAGCGACCACAAGCCCGUCAGCGCGCUCUUCAGCAUAGGGGUGAAAGUGGUGAAUGCGCCGCGUCACAAGAAAGUCUUUGAGGAGAUCGUUCGCAAGAUGGACAGAAUGGAGAACGACUUCCUCCCAUCGCUGUCUCUCUCCAUGACCGACUUUAAGUUUGAGAACGUGAAGUUCCGUCGGCUCCAGAGGGAGCGCUUCGUGAUCACCAACGACGGCCAGGUCCCCUGUCACUUCGCCUUCAUCCCCAAACUCAACGACACGCAAUACUGCAAGAACUGGCUGCGGGCCGAGCCCAGCGACGGCUUCCUGGAGCCCAGUGAGAACCUGGAGAUCUACCUGGAGGUGUACGUCAGCAAGGACUCGGUCACGCUGCUCAACUCUGGCGGGGACUCCGUCGACGACAUCCUGGUGCUCCACCUGGACCGCGGCAAGGACUUCUUCAUCACCAUCUCGGGGAACUACCUGCCCAGCUGCUUCGGCACCUCGCUGGACUCCCUCUGCCGCAUGAAGAAGCCCAUCCGGGAGAUCCCCGUCAGCCAGCUCAUCGACCUGGGAGAAGACACCUUCACUGAGAAGCAGGAGCAGACCAAGGUGAACUUCCUGCUGGUGGAGGGAGCCGGCAACGAGGACAAGCCUCUGAAGAUCCCCAAGGAGGUGUGGAUCCUGGUCAACCGCCUCUUCACCCAGUCCUGUCAACAGGAGGACCUCUUUCAGACCCCCGGUCUACAGGAAGAGCUGCAGAACAUCAUCGACUGUCUGGACACCAGCAUCCCCGACGCCAUUCCCGGCUGUAACCACUCGGUGGCGGAGGCGCUGCUGAUCUUCCUGGAGGCCCUGCCGGAGCCCGUGGUGUGUUACGAGCUGUACCAGCGCUGCCUGGAGGGCUCCCAUGACAGCCGCCUCUGCAAACAGCUCGUGUCCCAGCUGCCCCGCGCUCACCGCAAUGUGUUCCGCUACCUGAUGGCGUUCCUCAGGGAGCUGCUGAAGCAUUCCCACUCCAACAACCUGACGGCCAGCCUUAUAGCUAACCUCUUCGCCAGCCUUCUCAUACGACCCCCGCCCAACAUGGUGGGACGGCAGACCCCCCAGGAGCGGCAGAGAGGCAUCGACUUCAUCCUGGGCUUCCUCAUGGGUGGGGACGAGGAGUAGCCUCACCUCUCAGGAGUCAAGAGUGGGACGGGAGUCCACAGUACACAGCAUAAGCAACACCACCGCGAUCCAUGAUGUGUUUGGUCCCGCACCUCAUUGUGCUCGAAUCCCGGUCCCCGACAUCCUUUCUUUCUGCCUCGUAUUCAUCUCGGAGUUUGGCAGCGGUGUUCGGCAGAAGAAGGUUUGGAAAGGUCGGGACCGAUAACUAAUGCCCUUUUCGCUGACCUAAAGGACUCCUGCCUAGAGGAGUCUGGGAUAAUGUUUCUUCUUCUUCUUCUUCUUCUUCUACACUUGCAUUGUUUAUUGUAGGUGCUCAUGCCAAACCCUGCCCCCCCCCUACCACCCUCCCCCAUCUCUGUUGGACGAACUUUAUGAAUGUAAGGAGGGAUGUCUACUGCGUGAUGCUUUGCGGAUGCGGGCUCCAUUACACUAAGAACACAAACAGAAAACAAAACUUGUCGAUGUUUGGAAAAUGGCCAUCUAGGAUCUCCGGCACCCUCUUCUUUAUUUCUCUGGACGUUGUCGUUCCGGUUUUGGGAAGUCCCGCCUGGAGUUGAGCCGUGUCUUGUGAAUAUGGUAAAAUUGAUGAACUUGAGAUGACAAAGCUCUUACCAGGCAUCAUGGUCAAAUGGGAUAAUGGAGCGCAUCAAGUGAGUCAUAGGUUUGUGGCGUUAUACAGACCCGUGUUCGAAUCCCAACUGUGCAUAUCCACUGUAUAACUGUUAUUUAUUUUUUUUGCAUUAUCAAACCUCAUUCAUUCUUUCAUAACCUAAAUCAAGAAUUCCGCUCACUAAUUUCGACAGAAUUUGGACGUCAUCAGAUGGAUGUGUGCAUUUUUAUAUCCAAGUUUUAUUUUUUAUCUUCUGGUUUAUAUCUUGUCUAUAAGUUGUGAAUGUUUUAUAUUAUUCUAUGUCCAUUUCAAGUGUCAGCCUUAUAAUUAAUAUCGCAAGUUGCUUGCAAGUCAAGCCAGUACAGUACACUAACAAUAUGGAGUUAUGGCUCACCGCUUUGUUCCUCUAUGUAACUGUUGUGUGUGUGUUUGUAUAGUCGUGAUCCUGUCCCUGGCUGUGACUCCUGGGAAGUGGAAUCAUCUGCUGUUUGCGCUCGCGCUAGUGGAGUUUAAUGUCAUAUGGUAUGUGUGGUACUUGGGUGUUGUCUUUGUGUCUCAGUUUACCGUAUUUCUUUUUAGUUUUUGUCUGACCUACAAAUGUUGAUGAGAUCUCUUGCGGUACCAAAGCUUUUCCACUCGUGUGUCAACGUCAGGUGCAAUUCUGGAUGUUUAACAGCCAUUUGUCCUUUUUAAGUGGCUCUCUAUUUUAUGAGUGCAAGUACAAACAAAACGAUACAUACAUGUAUAAUAUAGCACAUAUGCAGUCCAUUAUGACUGUUGCUACCCCUAAACUAUUCUCUUUAAAAUGUCAACAUUUUGGUCAAAUUGGCCUACACUAAUUGCACCUUCCAAUGUUUGGUUUUGAAAGAGGUGUUUCUGUCACACACUACAUGAGCAGAAUAUUUGAUGUGUUCAAAACAAUGUGAAAACCUUUCCAUAUCUCACUCUGCAGACAAUCACGGUAACUAAGGAAGCACGUUUUAAGCCUGUUUUACCAGAUGUGUAUUAACGUUCUUAAGCCUCCAUUUCUUCAACAUCUCUGUGUUUGGUUCCUCUGUUGCACUGAAUCCAGUAAAAAAUAUUACGUUUAACCCAUCAUUUUAGGCUAGGUUUUGCCAAAUGGAGACUGGGAGUCUAAUGAUUUUAUUGAUGAUUAACUAAAUUGCAUAUAUUUAAAUAUAAAUGACAUUGGAUUAUUUCAGAUAUCUAGCCUUGCUUCCUCAGUCGUUGCUGGUAAGAUUCACUCUAGGUAAGACAGCCGUUCUAUGUGGUGUCCUCUACUCUUCAUGGGUUUUGUCAAUGAGCUGUAAGGUUACAAUGCAAAUGCUACUUAAUCUUGCACACCUUUUCAACUUGUUUUCAGAUGUUUUUUGGUACUUCUAAUUUAUUUAACAGAAAUAAAACAAUGGAUAAAUUA
This is a messenger RNA of Gadus macrocephalus (Pacific cod), 5402 nucleotides long. It is a transcript of the gene ocrl, whose product is annotated as OCRL inositol polyphosphate-5-phosphatase. Lineage: Eukaryota; Metazoa; Chordata; Actinopteri; Gadiformes; Gadidae. The transcript has 24 exons. The record is from RefSeq and is a predicted model, not a curated record. The coding region runs from base 343 to 3375 and encodes 1010 amino acids. Gene Ontology annotation, biological process: phosphatidylinositol dephosphorylation; signal transduction. Gene Ontology annotation, molecular function: phosphatidylinositol-4,5-bisphosphate 5-phosphatase activity; inositol phosphate phosphatase activity. Gene Ontology annotation, cellular component: cytoplasm; membrane.